This is a messenger RNA of Plasmopara halstedii, 927 nucleotides long. RefSeq names its product Armadillo/beta-Catenin/plakoglobin. The coding region runs from base 1 to 927 and encodes 308 amino acids. The record is from RefSeq and is a predicted model, not a curated record. Lineage: Eukaryota; Oomycota; Peronosporomycetes; Peronosporales; Peronosporaceae. The transcript has 9 exons.
AUGUUUAUACGAGCUGUGCGCACUCAUGCGAGGCUUGGUGCAGUCGCGCUUAUAAGCUCGCCCAUGCUUCUAUUGCAGCAGCAUUUGCGUGCGGAACAACGCGUAUAUACUAGCGGCGAGGCAUUAGGGCGAGGAGUCCGACUAGAGCUCUGGAAAGCUCAGCAUGAAAAUGUGGUAGUCUUGGAUCUAGAAAGUGAAUUGAUUCAGCUCGGCAUGACGAGAAUUCGCGACUACAAAAAUGCCGGUGCACAAUUUGCGCAUGAUGCGAAUGGAGUGCUGCGUUCAGCAUGUGAGUUGGCGCUGGCAGAACUUCCGACCGAUGACGAGGCCGUUGUAACAACCCCACAUGGAUACAAAAUUGAGGGGCUUGUGUUUGAAGACGAUGUUAAGGUGUGCGGCAUUAGCAUCGCUGUGAACCCAGAUGCUCAGAAAGGUUUAUCACAAGUUCUUCAAACAACUCUGCCUUACGAUGCUAAAUACGGUGAAAUCUUGGUACAAGAUGCUGCCAAAGGUGGCAGCGCGAUCGUUAAGGCUACUUUUCCGGAAGGUCUGGAGGAUUACGAAGUAUUGCUUUUGUUGCCAGAACUUGCGUCGGUUUCUCAAGUCGAUAAAGUCAUUCAUCUUUUGAUGCACCAUGGAGCUAAGGAAGAAAAAAUUACAGUCGUGACUCUUGUAACUUGCUCCGAAGCUGCAGAUGGCUUUUGCAAGGCUUUUGGUGAUGCACGAUUAGUGACCGCCUCGUUGGACUCGCGACUCAACAAGGAAGGACAAUUGGUUCCCGGUAUGGGUUUUUUCGAAGAACGCUACCUAGGAGCUCCUAGCUCUGUAAAUGUCGUUGACGACCCGGCUGAGGACGCUGGUGAUGAGGAGGAUCCAAUGAGAUCAAAAAUAAUGUCAAAAAUCUCCUCGUGGUUCAAUAGAGAUUGA